CCAAGCAGCCUUGCAGCCGCUUGCACGAGAAGUCUGCAGAGAGAGAGAGAGGAGCAAUCCCGCUGCAGAGAUGCAACUUUUAUUAGCUGCGCGCUCUGGAUGAUGAACAUUUCUUCCUGAAGAAUCGGCUUCUUUUGUUAUUUCUGCCCGGUGGAACAAGCCCGGAAAACAGACGGCGGAGAUGAAGAGAGAGUGUCAUCUAAUUGGGAUGAGAGUUCAAGUCAAGUGAGCGGGCAGAUUGGACCCUUAAAUCCUCUUAGCGCCGGUGGUGGCAGGAAAAGGAGAGUGUUCCUGUGAACUAUGUGGAUUUGUGCGCUGACAUCUAGACAGGAGGGGCUGACGAGGUGAGCGCAAAUGCGGUCCGGUGGGCUCGUGGAGGCGCAGUAGCUGGGACAGGGGGGGAGGAGGGAGAGGAGUCACGGCGGGUUCCAGUUCUCUCAACGCGAUGAAGUUGCCUUAUGGGAGUUUGAGGGUUUGAGUCUGAGGAAGAGGAGACCUGCGCGCAGAGAAGACGCAGGAGGAGGAGAAAGAAGAAGAGGGAGAGAGAGAGAGAAAGAGAGAGAGAGAGAGGAGUGCCACCACCAGCGCCGGAGCGCACAGCCUACUGUUCCAGUUCUCUCCAGUUCCCUGGACGCGGGGAUGGAGAGCACCAGAGCGCACGGGAGAACUCCGAUGGAUCCUGGAAGCGGAGGCGUAAAGCUCCCGAGGACGCGCCUCCACCUGCUACGGGCCGUGAUUCUUCUCGCCGUCCUGACGCUACAGCCGCGGGCUGUGCGCGCCGCCGGGAUGUUCGAGCUCCAGAUCCGUCACUUCCACAACCCGCACGGCCUCCUGCAGGCCGGAGACUGCUGCGACCUGCAGGCCGGCGGUGGCGGCGGCGGCGGCGGCCAGCGCUGCUCUGCCUGGGAUCAGUGCGACACCUUCUUCCACGCCUGCCUCAAGGAGUACCAGGCCCGGGUGGCCCCCACGGGGACCUGCACCUUCGGAUCCAGCACCACGGGCGUCCUGGGCGGAAACUCCCUGUCGCUCCGGCACCGAGGACACGAACCCGGAGGAGGAGAGGACGGGACUAACGGACACAUCUCCAUUCACUUCAAAUAUGCCUGGCCAAAAUCUUUUUCUCUGGUGUUGGAGGCUCUGGACCACGACAACGACACGACGGAACCAGGUCAGCUGAUUGAGCGCAUCCUCCUCUCCUCCAUGCUGAACCCGGGUGAACAGUGGCAGACGUACCGCCACCACGGACGGAUCCUCGGCUUGGAGUAUCGGCUCCGCUUCCGCUGCGACUCCAACUACUACGGGCCGUACUGCAACAAGUUCUGCCGGGCCAGAGACGACUUCUUCGGCCACUUCAGCUGUGACCCGAGUGGCUCCAAGGUCUGCAUGGAGGGCUGGACAGGACCGGAGUGCAAAGAGGCCGUGUGCAGACAGGGAUGCCAUCAGACUCAUGGUUCUUGCACUGUCCCUGGAGAAUGCAAGUGUCACUACGGCUGGACGGGUUCUCUGUGUGAUCAGUGUGUGACGUUUCCCGGCUGUGUGUACGGGAGCUGCGCCGAGCCCUGGCAGUGUGUGUGUGACGUCAACUGGGGAGGUCUGCUGUGUGACAAAGAUCUUAACUACUGUGGGACACACCAGCCCUGUCUAAACGGCGGGACCUGCACCAACACAGAGCCAAACGAGUAUCAGUGCGAGUGCCAGGAGGGUUUCAGAGGACGCAGCUGUGACAUCGUGGAGCACGCCUGCCUGUCGUCGCCAUGUGCGAACGGCGCCACCUGUGUCGAAGACCCCAACGGCUUCAGCUGCGUCUGCUCCGAAGGCUGGACCGGAAACACCUGUGCAGACGCGGUGCGGCAAUGUGAUCGUAACCCCUGCGGACGUGGAGCGACUUGUCAGGAGGCUCCUGGGAGUUUCCGGUGUCUCUGUCCACCAGGAUGGACCGGCAGGACAUGCCAGCUGGAUGCCAAUGAAUGUGAAACGAGUACGUGCGUCCACGCCCGCUCUUGUCGCAACCUGAUCGGCAGCUACCUGUGCGACUGCCUGCCUGGAUGGACGGGGCCGAACUGCGACAUCCGGAACAGCAGCUGUCAGGAUUUGUGUUUGAAUGGUGGCCAUUGUGAGGACCUGGUGUCAGGGUCCACAUGUGUGUGUCCCACUGGUUUCACUGGGAAAUAUUGCCAAAAUGGUUUGGGUCCCUGUGACAGCAACCCGUGUCUGCACGGAGGACAGUGCGUGGCGACGGAGGGAGAGACGGCCACCUGCGACUGCCCUCUGGGAUAUUCGGGGAACUCCUGCGAGAUAGCAUUUGAUCCUUGCAAUCCUAACCCCUGCCAGCAGGGGGUGCAGUGUCACAGCUCGGAGGGAAGAUUCAUGUGCGCUUGUCCGGACGGUUAUCAUGGCAACGAGUGUGUGAGCCUCAGAAAUCCUUGUGUUGAACAGGAUUGUCAAGGCGCCAUGUCCGACACGACCCACGGCGGCCUCAGCCUCUACAUGAUCCUGGUGGGAAUCCUGGCUCUGGUGACCAUCUGUGGCUGCGUGGUCUGCACCGUCGUCUUCUCCUACCUGCAUCGGAAGAGGAAAAAGCAGCAGUCCGUCCCGCAGGAGGAAGGCAUCAACAACCAGAGGGAGUUUGUCAACCUGAUCAGAAACGUGGACCGCCCGCCUGGACCCUCGCAGCCCCCCGCCGCCGCCACCAACACAUCGCCUCACCUUCACCCUCACCUUCACCCUCAUCCUCCAGCCCCAGCCCCCGUGUCACGUUGCUGCGAGGAGAUUGAACUCACCCUGCCACCCUCCCCGGCUCCUUCGCACCCCUCCCCGGCUCUAAAGCCAGCCCACGCCCCCAAGCUGGACAUUUCAAACCGAGAACGAGAGAAGCUGAAUCGUUUCCACUGCACAGACAAUCAGGAGCUGGAGGUUUGACGCUGUCCUGGACUUCUGUUUUGAGUUCGUAGCACUUUUUUUGUUGUUGUUGUUGACGACAGGACCUUUGUCCCGUUAUUUCAAGGAGUCCAGCAUGGCCAUUAUGCAGACUGCAGAGACCUUUGACCUUCAUGGCUCUCAGCUGAUUCUUGAGGAAGAAAUGCUGCUAAAACGGAAGAUCAGAAGUCUUUUAUACAGUGGCAUCUUUGGGCAUCAUUUGGUGGCAAAAAAAAAGCUGUUUUUUUUAUUUUUAUUGCAACUUUUGACUGAAAUCUGAACAUUUAAAAACCCGCCUUUGAGUGCCUGCAUUUCAUACAGGAGAGCCCUUUAUCGUGUUCUGAUGCGCCAUCUGACGGGCGUCCAGAACGUCGUUUCCAUUUCUGAAUCAAUGGAUGUUUCGCACUUGGUGACAUUUGGGUUGUUGAGUGUUUGUGAGCGUGCCUGUCAGUGAAUGAAAGAGUGUAAAUUAUGAGUGUAUGUGGUGGAGAAAAGGUCAGAAACAUAUUACUUAAACAGAAUAAAAUAAAGUUGAUCUACUUGUCAAAAAGGGGAGUUUCUGCUCCUGAAGAAAAGGCUUUAAAGCCUCAUGUUUUAAAAAAAAAACAAAAAAACACACUGUUGCCUGUUUUGUCUCUGUAAAAGAUGUAUGUUUUCUUAUUCAUAUUGGCGUGCAAAAAAAAAAGAGAAGCUGUUUUUGUACAUAAAUAUAUUGUACAUAUUGACGCUGUUUUUGUACUGUGGUUCAGUAUGAAAGUAUCACUGUAUUACUUUGCUCCGUUUGUCCCUUUUCACUUUCCGUUCGGGAUGAUGAGCACACGUGGAUUGUAAUAAAAGUGCAUUUACCAAC
This is a messenger RNA of Xiphophorus hellerii (green swordtail), 3766 nucleotides long. Its product is annotated as protein jagged-1b. The record is from RefSeq and is a predicted model, not a curated record. Lineage: Eukaryota; Metazoa; Chordata; Actinopteri; Cyprinodontiformes; Poeciliidae. Gene Ontology annotation, molecular function: calcium ion binding; Notch binding. The transcript is spliced from 14 exons. Gene Ontology annotation, cellular component: membrane. Gene Ontology annotation, biological process: Notch signaling pathway; multicellular organism development; cell communication. The coding region runs from base 640 to 2919 and encodes 759 amino acids.